Triplophysa rosa is the source of this 6627-nucleotide messenger RNA. RefSeq names its product protein bicaudal D homolog 2 (gene bicd2a). The transcript has 9 exons. Gene Ontology annotation, cellular component: cytosol; Golgi apparatus. Gene Ontology annotation, molecular function: cytoskeletal adaptor activity; dynein complex binding; dynactin binding. The record is from RefSeq and is a predicted model, not a curated record. Gene Ontology annotation, biological process: regulation of microtubule cytoskeleton organization; microtubule anchoring at microtubule organizing center; protein localization to organelle. Bases 204 to 2714 code for a protein of 836 amino acids. Lineage: Eukaryota; Metazoa; Chordata; Actinopteri; Cypriniformes; Nemacheilidae.
CCGAUCAGUCCGAUUCUUCGACAGAUCGCAGGAUCUCCUCUCUGCGGUAGUUGACGGGAGGAGGAGCGCAGAGGAUGUUAUGGAGCAACAUUAGACUCCUCUGGCCCUUAAAAUCAUAAAACUAGUCCAGCGGCCGCCGAUCAGAAUUACAGGACAGCAGGCGACGAUGCAGUGCGGAAACACACGAGUGUGAAUACGUGAAGAUGUCUGCGGAGCAGCAGCUCGAAUGGGUGCGGGCGGAGCUCGAGCGGCUCUCCCGGGAGCUCAGCGAUACCACGCGAGAGAAGAUCCAGGCGGCGGAAUACGGCCUUGCGGUGCUGGAGGAGAAACAGACGCUUAAACAACAGUACGACGAGCUGGAGGCCGAAUAUGAGACCGUCCGUCAAGAGCUCGAGCAGCUGCGGGAGGCUUUCGGACAGGCACACUCUAACCAUAAGAAGGUGGCGGCUGAUGGGGAGAGUCGCGAGGAAACACUCCUCCAGGAGUCUGCGUGUAAGGAGGCGUAUUAUGAGCAGCGCAUGCAAGAGCUACAGGCAGAACUGCGGCAGACGCGCAACAUCCUGGCCAACAGCCAAUCAGAGAAUGAGCGCCUGGCCACCGUCAAUCAGGAACUGAGAGAGAACGGUCAGAUGCUGGAGCUCCAGAGGUCACGUCUGCGUGAUGACAUCAAGGAGUUUAAGUUGAGGGAGUGUCGUCUUCUUCAGGACUACAGUGAACUAGAGGAGGAGAACAUCGCCCUGCAGAAACACGUGUCUGUCCUGAAACAGAGCCAGGUCGAGUUUGAGGGGCUGAAGCAUGAAAUUCGUCGCCUGGAGGAGGACACCCAGUUUCUGAACAGCCAGCUGGAAGACGCCAUCCGUCUGAAGGAGAUCGCUGAGAGGCAGCUCGGAGAAGCCCUGGAAACCAUCAAGACUGAGAGAGAGCAGAAGGCGGCCUUAAGAAAGGAGCUCUCCCAAUACAUGACCAUCGGAGACUCGAUGUACCACAGUCCUCUGAGCAUCUCGCUCGAUGGGCUGAAGUUCAGCGACGACACUGCGAUCGAGCCCAACAACGACGAUCCCAUUUACCAGAACGCUUUCGAGAAAAUCACCAACGGCGAUGACAACCGUGUUUCCACGCCCAAAAAAGGAGAACGUUUCCAUCCAUCCUCCAGCCUGGUGGACAAUCUGCUGAAUGAGCUGAACAUCUCUGAGAUCCAGAAACUAAAACAGCAACUGAUACAGGUGGAGCGAGAGAAGGUGACGUUGCUGUCCACGUUGCAGGAUUCUCAGAAGCAGCUCGAGCAGGCUCACGGAGCCCUGUCUGAGGAACAUGAGAAAGUCAGCCGUCUCACGGAGAACCUCAAUGCUAUCCGCAAGCUCCAGGCCAGCAAGGAGCGGCAGUCCGCACUGGACAACGAGAAAGACCGCGACAGCCACGAUGACAGCGACUACUAUGAGGUGGACAUCAACGGCCCGGAGAUCCUGGAGUGCAAAUACAAGGUUGCUGUGUCAGAGGCGAGCCAGCUGAAGGAGGAGCUCAAAACUUUGAAGGCAGAGCAUUCAGCUUGCCAGUCGCAGUACAAGGAAGAGCGGGUCCAGCUGGAGAGCCAGGUAGUGUCUCUGAGCGCUCAGGUGACGUUCCUAGAGCGCAGCAGCCGAGCGGAAUGCGAGCAGUUGGCGCGGCUCGAGAAAGAGCUUCGGCAGGCCAGCGAAGUGGCGGGUGAAUCCCAGGGCAGCCUUAACGUAGCACAAGAUGAGCUGGCCACCUUCAGCGAGGAGCUGGCCAACCUGUACCACCACGUGUGCAUGUGCAACAACGAAACGCCGAAUCGCGUCAUGCUCGACUUCUACCGCGAAGGUAAGACCGGAGUCGGCGGCCCACAGACCGAAGGCCGUGGCCGGCGCUCGCCCAUCCUGUUGACCCGUGGGCUGUUCCCUGCUGCCGACAACAGCGACGGCGCUUCGUCUCCUAUCUCCUCCGUUCCGUCUCCGAUGGCUGAUCCCCGCAAGGAGCCCAUGAACAUCUACAACCUGGUGGCCAUCAUCCGCGACCAGAUCAGACACCUGCAGCUGGCGGUGGACCGCACUACAGAGCUGUCCCGCCAACGCGUGGCUUCUCUAGAACUGGGUCUCGGGGCGGACCGAGACCAGGAAGCUAGCGUGGAGGAGAUUCUCAAACUCAAAUCGCUCCUUAGCACCAAGAGGGAGCAGAUAGCCACGCUGAGAACCGUCCUGAAGGCGAACAAACAGACCGCCGAGGUGGCGCUGGCCAAUCUCAAGAGCAAAUAUGAGAAUGAAAAGGCCAUGGUUACUGAAACCAUGAUGAAGCUUCGCAAUGAGCUGAAAGCUCUGAAGGAGGACGCUGCCACCUUCUCUUCACUCAGGGCCAUGUUCGCCACACGGUGCGACGAGUACGUGAUCCAGCUGGACGAGAUGCAGAGACAGCUCGCCGCCGCCGAGGAUGAGAAGAAGACUCUCAACUCUCUCCUCCGCAUGGCCAUCCAGCAGAAACUCGCUCUCACCCAGCGUCUGGAGGACCUGGAGUUUGACCACGAGCAGACCCGCCGGGGAGGAGGCACCGGCCGCACCAAAAGCGCCUCCUCACGGGGGAAAUCCUCCCACAACUCCACCCCGUCCCACGCCAGUCAGCCCCCCGCCUGUGGCGAGCCGGCCGGCCGUCCGGGAGCGCCGCUGGUCUUCUGCAGCGAGAAGUAUAAGAUCUACUGCGACUGAUGCAGUUCCUGAUGUAUAGAAACCUGCUCACGCUCCGGCUCAUGCUUCGGCUCAUGCUUGCUCUGCGCUCGCCCGUAACGUGUGUUUGUGUAUUUAGGCCUGCCAGCGUUCUAGUAGCCCAGUCAGGAUGUUUAGUCUGGUGGGUUGGUGAAGGCUGUAGAAGUCGCAGUUGGUUUUUUAACCGUCGUGUCGGUCUGGACAGGCUCACUAUGACACUAUAAGAAAGUGUUUUGACACUGAUUUUCACGCGCUUGGCUCCGAUUAAGUUCGGCGGGUAUGCCGCUCGGCUUUCUUUGUUAAUGUGGUGCUUCUGGCAGUUUUGUGUAUUUAGUGUUAAACGUCUCUCUCCUGCCUCUGAAAUCUGCAGCCCGUCCAAUCAAGCGUUAAGUACAGACGUAACAUGCCAAUUGAAUUGUGCCAUGUCUUUGCUAAAAAGAUUGAAGAAGGAAAUUUUCUCCACGGGUUGAGAUGAAGAGUGACAGGCAGGCGGGAGCGUCCGCUGUCUAUAACAGACUGCAUUUCUAAGAGCUUUAACUCAUCUUAGACUUGAUCACAUGGCUUUACGCAAAGUCAUGGAGAAGGGCUUUACAUGUGCUCGUAGUGAUGUGAUGUCAUAACAGUCUCUGGCCUUAUCUGUGCUUUCAGCUCGAAUCACGAGAGGAUAAAGCCACAUUUCUGUUGUCACAGAAAUCAUCCUGCUUUUACACUAAAGACGCUUCAAGCUAAACAGAAAUGCGUUUAUAUCCUCUGCAGCAGUCGCAGUGUUUGUUUGUUCCUCAAAAAGCAACAGACGAAAUGUGUUGUCGAAUAAUGAAAGCGCUUUGAGUUACGGUGAGCUUGAUUACAUCGCAGGAGAUUUUCUGAGCGUGAAUCAUAGCUGUAGCUUGGAUCUGUUUCUAAAAUGUGCAUUUACCCUGUGUGAACGUGAGCCAGAAGCCGCUCGCGUUCCAACUGCUACAAAGAUGUCAGCGACCUUCAAAGCACAAACCCUGCUUGUGUUAAGGCUUCAGUAAAGCCUUCUUAAAACAUGUAAAUAAAUAGCAAAAAACAGACCAGGAAACGGUUGAGAACGUCUGGUCUGUUCCCAUAGUGGUUUGCUGGUUCUGAUGGGCUAAGUCUAAAUUUGAAGUCAUAUUUGUGCAAACAGAAGGUGGCUUGUCAUCAUCCUGUGGUGGAUGCACAUCCAUAAAAACAGUGUCUGCAAUAAUGGUGAUGCCGAGAGCAAAUUCACUGCAUUCCCAUGAACCUUCACAAAUUUAAGCUUUUAUCCUCGAAACGGUGAGAAUGUGUGUGGCGUUUCAUUGGACUUCAGCGCACUACGAGAAAACCGAACCAACCAAUCAAAUGAAAUCGCUCUUCAAUUUAACUUCACUCCACUCAUUGUUGAGUUUUUGAUGGAAUAUAUAAAAAACUGUAACUUUCUCAGAGAUUUUGUGCUUUACUCCAAUGAUAAGCUUUAUAAAUGAGUUUGUUUGUUUGUCACGCCCAGACGUGUUAAAUAUAUGAUGAAAUCCGUCAAAUAUAGAAUUUGAGAAAAAAGUUCAACCAUCAACUGUCUGCUACAUUCACCUUUAUAUAAAGAGCACAGGGGGAAAAAGCGCAGUGAAGCAUUUUUGUUUGUUCAGUUGACGUUUUUAGUGCUUGUGAAGCCAUAUGACAUCAACAAGUCAACCCAGUUUUAUUUCAUUUAUUCAUGUGAUUGGUUAUGGUCCGAUAUGGAGGGCAGGUUGUUUUCCAAUGUAUUCAGAUGGCAAUUCAAUGUUCAGUACAAAGACACUGGAUGACAUUGACAUGCUUUUGUUUGUUUUUUCCUGAAGAAACUUUAAUAGGAAUUGUGCAGUCCACAAAGUUGAGAGCGUGAAAAAAAAACAACGCUUCAUCAUUUUGCAAUGGGGUUAAAGAAAAACUAGUAUUUUUUUUCUUUAAAUUUUUUUUGUGUUUUUUAUGACCAUUCCUAUGGUAUAGGGGUAUAUAUAUAUAUAUAUAUAUUAUUAUUUUUCUUUGUAUUAAUCUUGUUUGUGGUGUUUUGGUUGAUAUACUUGACACGAGUUUCUUUAUGUACACUCAGUGUGCAGAUGACAAAGAUUAAUAAUCAUGAUCCCUGUUAGUACAUCUGUGAUUGAUUUCAAUUGUAGUCGUACAUCAUGUUGUUUUACUGCCAUGUUUGAAACUAAAACCCCAGACGUUCCGCUGCUGCUUUUUUUCAAAGAGAACCUUAGAAACUUGACAUUGUGGCUUAAUCUGAAAGAGAAAUCUUUGCUAAAAGCUAACCAGCAAAGUUUUGAAAUGAUUCCUUUAAGCACCUUCACUCGAGCUGAAGACGGAUCGCUGACCUGUAGCAUUCAUACAAGAGUACCUCGAUUCAUUCCAAAUUGGAAUGUGUGAAUUCUCUCUGUGUUUAUUGUGUAUUAAGUGUCGUACACUGUUUGGCUACAGAGAUCAGGAGAGGGCAUGGCCUCACUUUUGCUUUUUCGUUUAUAAUCGUCAUUCUGACCAUUAGUGCCUUUUAUGAUUUCACGAGAGAAUCUUAAACUAGCUUUUAGAUGUUUGUCGUUUGUUUGCCCCCACGCAUGAAGAUGUCUCGCUUUCAAUUGAGCAGCAGCAGCAAUAAGUUCAGAAGACGUUCAUUCUGUUGUGCAGAAGCGUGAGGAUCAUUUGAACAAUUAGACAAAUUCAACUGAUUGUACGGAAUUCUUCAGGUCAGUGAUCCUAACAGCUAAUUCAGGGUUUUUAGUAAAAGUUCUUUUUUUCCUCAAACCGUUUAAUGCAACAUUAAUCCGUGUUCGCCUCAUUAUGAACGAAACGUUCCAAGACACGAAAGCCACGUGUUGUGUUGUCGUCUGAGACUGGUGUUAUUCUAGUAUUGUACGGUGAGGUAGUGAGAUGGAUAGUGUUGUUGACAGAAAGUGUGUUUCUUACUGUCUUAUCGUUUGUUUGUUUGUUUUAUAUAUAUAUAUAUUCUUGAGCAUUUUGACAUGGUUAUAUAAGCAUUAUAAAUUCAGGAAACGGAAAACAUUUAGCAUCAACAAGCUAAUGAUGCUCUGAGUGUCACAUCUUGUUUGUUGAGGCACAAAAUUAAUAAAUGCAGUCGGCGAGCAAGGAAAAACUCAAAUUAAGUGCAAUUUAAAACAAAAGUUGUGUGGUAAAUAACGUUUUCUGUUUCCUGGAAAUGACAGCAUUGUUAUUCCACUAGCUGCGCAAACUUUUAUUAUUGUGUUCCAGUAUUGAUCCAUGAGGAACGUUUGAUACCUUUAUAUAAAAUAACUUGAAUUCAUUUAUUUGUAUUUAUUUCAGACGUCGUGCAGUAACUUUAUAAUGUGCAUUAAUACGUCAUAUGCAUGCUUUACUUUCUCACGGUCAUGGAACUUUUACACAGAACUGAAAAUAAAGGUGAAGUCACAAGAUGUUAAAAAAAGAGAAUGGAGGCAGAAUUGUAUCGUUUGGAAAGAUGUGUCUGUGUAGAGGUUAGUCAUGAUGCCUGAUCAAUAAAUACAGUCAAUGAACUUUUCUUGUGUUUUGUCACUUUUCUUGCUGGGAUAUAUUGCUGCGUAUUUCAAGAUCUGGCUGGGAACAAAACACCAAACCCGAGUUCUUCUUUGUGCUUUUUCCUUAAAGUACAGGUAACAUGCUAUUUUGUGCAUUCUGACUUCUUUACACUGUUACAUGCGCUGGCUUCUCAAGCUUAACAUGGUCAACUUGUCAAAAAACGUGUUACACGUAUGAUGUAGUAUUUCUGUGCUCGAUUCACUCCACCAGGGUAGUCUCGCGUAGCAAUGGCCCACCCAAGAGGCCAUAUGACUGACAGGUAAAGCAACCAAUCACAUUUCGUUUUGUGCCGCUCCUGUUUAGAGGCGUGGAAAUGUCCCCGCAGUAACAGACCGGUGUACAUUCACGAACGUGUCAAAAGUUAACA